Messenger RNA from Hyla sarda, 8632 nucleotides. RefSeq names its product ubiquitin specific peptidase 24 (gene USP24). Gene Ontology annotation, cellular component: nucleus; cytosol. NCBI's taxonomy places the organism in Eukaryota, Metazoa, Chordata, Amphibia, Anura, Hylidae. Gene Ontology annotation, molecular function: protein binding; cysteine-type deubiquitinase activity; cysteine-type endopeptidase activity. The coding region runs from base 131 to 7804 and encodes 2557 amino acids. The transcript has 67 exons. Gene Ontology annotation, biological process: protein deubiquitination. The record is from RefSeq and is a predicted model, not a curated record.
CCGAGUGUGGGCGUGUCCCGGGGCGGACAGUGAGGGUUGCCAGUCAACAUGGCGGCGCACAGGAGCUUUCCCGUGAGGCACAGAGCGUGAUUCCCGGUGUGAGGAGCGGGCGCCCCCCGGAGGCUGCAGCAUGGAGACGGAGGAGGAGCAGCACAUGACUACGCUGCUCUGUAUGGGCUUCUCGGACCCGGGCGCCAUCCGGAAGGCCCUGCGCCUGGCCAAGAACGACAUCAAUGAGGCGGUGGCUCUGCUGACUAACGAGCGGCCCGGACUGGACUACGGCUACGAACCCAUGGACAGCGGCUCCCGGGGCGACGGCAGCGGCGGCAGGAGUACAGGCUUCGACCCGCCCCCCGCCUACCAUGAGGUGGUGGAGCCCGAGAAGAACGAUGAGAAUGGAAACUGCUCCGGAGAAAGCAUCGAGUUCCCAACCACCAACCUGUAUGAACUGGAGAGCCGGGUGCUGACCGACCACUGGUCUAUCCCCUACAAGAGAGAGGAGUCCCUGGGAAAGUGCUUGAUAGCGUCUACUUACCUGGCAAAGCUCGGUCUGUCAGAUUCUGAUGAAAACUGCAAAAGGUUCAUGGAGAGAUGUAUGCCGGAGGCUUUUAAAAAGCUUCUAACAUCCAGCGCUGUCCACAAAUGGGGCACUGAGAUCCACGAGGGCAUCUAUAACAUGCUGAUGCUGCUGGUAGAUCUGGUGGCAGAACGCAUCAAGCAGGAACCUAUCCCCACCGGGCUCCUGGGCGUCCUCACCAUGGCCUUUAACCCCGACAAUGAAUAUCAUUUCAAGAAUCGGAUGAAGAUGUCUCAGAAGAACUGGGCUGACGUCUUUGGGGAAGGAAACACUUACGCGGUGUCACCGGCCAGCAGCCUGCAGAAGGAACCGCACGGCUGGCUGGUGGACCUGGUGAACAGGUUUGGAGAACUUGGAGGCUUAACAGCAAUCCAGACAAAGCUGAACUCUGAAGAAAUAGAACUUGCGGAAGUGUCGGCAUUGGUUCAACCUCUUGGCGUUUGUGCAGAAUACCUCAACUCCUCUACUGUACAGCCAAUGCUUGAUCGAGUGAUACACAAGAUGAUAAAGUACGUGCAGAAUGUGGAAGAGAAGGAUCUGAAGGACAAGAGGCUGGUCAGUAUCCCCGAACUCCUCUCCGCCAUUAAAUUACUGUGUAUGCGAUUCCAGCCGGACCUGGUAAAUGUGGUGGACGACCUCAGGCUGGACAUCUUACUGCGAAUGCUCAAAUCUCCUCACUUCAGCGCAAAAAUGAAUUCUCUCAAAGAAGUAACCAAAUUGAUUGAAGACAGCACUUUAUCUAAAUCUGUGAAGAAUGCCAUAGAUACUGACCGGCUACUGGACUGGCUUGUAGAAAAUUCUGUCCUUUCGAUAGCACUGGAAGGUAAUAUAGACCAAGCACAGUACUGUGACCGGAUAAAGGGAAUCAUUGAACUGCUCGGCAGUAAAUUGUCCUUGGACGAACUUUCCAAAAUCUGGAAGAUACAGUCAGGACAGUCCUCCACUGUGAUAGAAAACAUCCACACCAUUAUUGCUGCUGCAGCUGUAAAGUUCAGCCCUGACCAGCUCAACCAUCUUUUUGUGCUUAUUCAGAAGAGCUGGGAGAUAGAAUCUGACCGGGUUCGGCAGAAAUUAUUGAGCCUCAUAGGCCGUAUCGGAAGAGAGUCCCGCAAUGAGACCACGACCGGGAAGGUCCUAGAAGUCCUAUGGGAUCUCGCCCAUCUGCCCACUCUGCCAUCUAACUUAAUCCAACAAGCCUUAGAGGAGCACCUGACAAUCCUUAGUGAUGCCUAUGCAGUCAAAGAGACCGUCAAGAAGAGCUACAUUAUAAAGUGCAUAGAGGACAUUAAGAAGUCAUCUCAGCACAACAACCCACAUGUAGUAUGGGUGGUGCCCGCCUUACGUCAGCUCCACGAGAUCACACGGUCAUUUAACAAGCAAACCUAUCAAAAGCAAGACAAGAGCAUCAUCCAGGACCUGAAGAAGAAUUUUGAAAUAGUCAAAUUGGUGACAGCAAGUUUGGUGGCAUGUCAUCGGUUGGCGGUAUCCUCUGUCGGUCCUGGUGGUCUGGCUGGAUCGUCUAUGGUUGACGGCAGAUACACUUACCGGGAGUAUUUGGAGGCACAUCUGAAAUUCCUGGCAUUCUUCCUCCAAGAAGCCACCCUGUACCUCGGCUGGAGUCGUGCCAAAGAGAUCUGGGAAUGUCUGGUGACGGGACACGACGUCUGCGAACUGGACCGGGAAAUGUGUUUUGAGUGGUUUACUAAGGGGCAGCACGACCUCGAGAGCGAUGUCCAGCAGCAGCUAUUUAAGGAGAAAAUCCUGAAGUUGGAGUCUUAUGAAAUCACAAUGAAUGGUUUUAAUUUGUUUAAGACUUUCUUCGAGAACGUCAAUCUCUGCGACCACCGGUUGAAGCGUCAGGGCACACAGCUGCACGUUGAGAAACUGGAAUUGAUCGGCAUGGAUUUUAUUUGGAAAGUUGCCGUGGAAUCUCCAGAUGAAGAGAUCGCGAAUGAAGCCAUCCAGCUGAUCAUCAACUACAGCUACAUUAACCUCAACCCCAGGCUGAAAAAAGUGCGGGAUUCUGUUUCUUUGCACAAGAAAUUCAUUGCCGAUUGCUACACCAGGUUAGAGGCUGCAAGUUCGGCACUCGGAGGUCCCACUCUAACCCAUGCAGUCACCAGAGCUACAAAAAUGCUGACUGCCACCGCGAUGCCAUCAGUGGCCACCUCUGUACAGUCCCCAUACAGGUCAACCAAACUGGUCAUAAUUGAGAGGCUUCUAUUGCUGGCAGAGCGCUACGUGAUCACUAUAGAGGAUUUGUACUCUGUUCCCAGAACAAUUCUACCUCACGGGGCUUCUUUCCAUGGUCAUCUGUUAACGCUGAACCUUACAUACGAGUCAACCAAAGAUACAUUCACCAUAGAGGCCCACAGCAACGAGACGAUUGGAAGCAUCCGAUGGAAGAUAGCCCGGCAUCUGAACUGUCCUAUAGAAAACAUGCAGAUAUUUGCAAACGAAAGUCUGUUGACAGUGAAUAAAGACCAGAAGCUUCUCCAUCAGUUGGGGUUCUCGGAGGACCAGUCACUCACCGUGAAGACGACGGGAAGUGGUACCCCAUCCGCCAGCUCCGCCGAAACCUCCGCCUCCAGCAGCAGCGGCGCAGGCUUCAACUCUUCUUAUGCAAUGGAACAGGAAAAGUCCCUUCCGGGAGUGGUGAUGGCGUUAGUGUGCAAUGUCUUUGAUAUGCUCUAUCAACUAGCAAACCUAGAGGAGCCCAGAAUAACCCUGCGAGUACGGAAACUUCUGCUGCUGAUCCCUACAGACCCGGCGGUGCAGGAGGCUUUGGAUCAGCUCGACUCUCUGGGCAGGAAGAAGACGCUUCUGUCAGAAUCGCAGCCCUCAAAAUCCCCAUCUCUGUCGUCUAAACAUCAUCACCAGCCCAGCGCCAGCUCCAUCCUAGAAAGCCUCUUCAGAUCGUCUGCCCCCGGCAUGUCCACCUUCCGUGUGCUCUACAAUCUAGAGGUUCUCAGCUCCAAAUUGAUGCCAACGGCUGACGAUGAGAUGGCGAGAAACUGCGCCAAGUCCUUCUGUGAAAACUUCCUGAAAGCUGGCGGCUUAAGUCUGGUAGUAAAUGUCAUGCAGAGAGAUUCAAUCCCUUCUGAAGUGGAUUAUGAGACGCGACAAGGUGUCUACUCCAUUUGUCUGCAGCUCGCCAGGUUUUUGCUGGUUGGACAGACGAUGCCAGCCACCUUAGAUGAAGACCUGGCAAAGGACGGUGUAGAGGGGCUGUCAUCAAGGCCCUUCCGGAACGCAAGCAGACAGUCUAGUCGACAGAUGUCCCUUUGCGGAACACCAGAAAAAUCCUCCUAUCGGCAGCUGUCUGUGUCCGACCGAUCAUCCAUCAGAGUGGAGGAGAUCAUUCCUGCUGCUCGAGUUGCUAUUCAGACCAUGGAGGUCAAUGAUUUCACGCUCACUGUGGCUUGUUUCAUGCGGCUGUCUUGGGCUGCAGCUGCCGGGAGAUUGGACCUUGUCGGCAGCAACCAACCUAUCAAAGAAAGUAACAAUACUCUGUUUCCUGCCGGGCUACGGGGCCGACUGAGCAGCUCAGGAAGUAACUGCAGCUCCGGAAGUGAAGGAGAAGCCACAUCCCUACACGCCUGGAUCUGUGUCCGCCAGCAGUCCGUGUCCACCAAAGAUGCCAUUAUUGCUGGAGAGGCCUUGUCUCUGCUGGUCACGUGUCUUCAGCUCCGCAGCCAGCAGUUGGGAUCCUUCUACAAUCUGCCUUCAGUCACCGACUUCACGAUCGAUAUUCUCCUGGGAUCUCCCAGCGCAGAGAUCAGACGUGUUGCCUGUGACCAGCUGUACACCCUGAGUCAGACGGACACCUCCGCAUACCCUGAGGUCCAGAAACCCAACCUGUUCCUGUUGAACGUCAUCCUGUCUGCACAGCUGCCGCUCUGGUCACCAACUAGCAUCAUGAGAGGCAUCAAUCAGAGGUUGUUGGCCCAGUGCACGGAGUAUUUCGAUCUAAGGUGUCAGCUCCUCGAUGACCUGACAACCUCUGAGAUGGAGCAGCUAAGCAUCAGUCCUGCCACCAUGUUGGAAGACGAGAUCAUGUGGUUGGAUAACUUUGAGCCAAACCGGAUGGCAGAGUGUGAGACCAGCGAGGUGGACAACGUGUGGCUGGCCGGUCACCUCAGGCUCAUCAAGACGCUGCUCUCACUGUGUGGGGGCGAAAAGGAAAUCCUUGGUCCUAACCUUAUUAAACAGCUGCUGGAUGAUUUCCUGUUCCGUGCCUCAAGAAUCAUAUUAAAUAGCAACUCUCCAGCGGGAAGUGGAGCAUUGAGCCAGCAAGACUUCCACCCCAAGUGCAGCUCGGUGAGCAGUCGUCUUGCAGCCUAUGAGGUUCUGGUGAUGCUGGCAGAAAGUUCUCUGGCCAAUCUACAACUCAUCACCAAUGAGCUGCUGUCUAUGCACCAUCAGCCUGACCACGCUCUCUCCAAGGAGUUCGAUUUUCUUCCUCCGGUUGACAGCCGGUCCAACUCAGGGUUCGUGGGUCUUAAGAACGGAGGAGCCACCUGUUACAUGAACGCCGUCUUUCAGCAGCUGUAUAUGCAGCCAGGUCUCCCUGAGGCCCUACUCUCCAUGGAGGAUGAAACUGAUAAUCCAGACGACAGCGUCUUCUACCAGGUCCAGUCUCUGUUUGGCCACCUGAUGGAAAGUAAACUGCAGUACUAUGUGCCGGAGAACUUCUGGAAGAUCUUCAAGAUGUGGAACAAAGAGUUGUACGUCCGAGAGCAGCAGGAUGCCUAUGAAUUCUUCACAAGCCUCAUAGAUCAGAUGGAUGAAUAUCUAAAGAAAAUGGGGCGUGAUCAGCUUUUUAAGAACACCUUUCAAGGGAUCUACUCUGACCAGAAGAUCUGUAAGGAUUGUCCUCACAGAUACGAGCGAGAGGAAGCAUUUAUGGCCCUUAAUUUAGGGGUGACUUCCUGCCAGAGCCUUGAGAUUUCCCUGGAUCAGUUUGUGAGGGGAGAGGUGCUGGAGGGGAGUAAUGCAUAUUACUGUGAGAAGUGCAAGGAAAAGAGAACGACGGUGAAGAGAACGUGCAUCAAAUCUCUGCCCAGCGUCCUGGUCAUUCAUCUCAUGAGGUUUGGAUUUGACUGGGAAAGUGGACGCUCCAUUAAAUACGAUGAGCAGAUCAAGUUCCCUUGGAUGCUGAAUAUGGAGCCGUACACAGUAUCCGGCAUGGCCCGUCAGGACUCCUCCUCAGAGGUGGGAGACAAUGGGAGGCAUCCAGACCCCAGCGGAGGGUCCCCAAGGAAGAAAGUGGCCCCGACUGAAAACUACGAGCUGGUUGGUGUGAUUGUGCACAGCGGUCAGGCUCACGCCGGUCACUAUUACUCCUUCAUUAAAGAUCGCAGGACCUGUGGCAGAAGCAAAUGGUAUAAGUUCAAUGACACGGUGGUGGAGGAGUUCGAUCUGAACGAUGAGACCAUAGAGUAUGAAUGCUUCGGGGGAGAGUACAGACCUAAAGUCUACGAUCAGUCCAACCCAUACCCAGAUGUGCGACGGCGCUACUGGAACGCCUACAUGCUUUUCUACCAACGCGUGUCUGACCAGAACUCUCCAGUUUUACCAAAGAAGAGCAGAGUUAGUGUUGUGCGCCAGGAGGCUGAAGAUCUCACCCUGUCUGCACCAUCAUCUCCCGACAUCUCGCCCCAGUCCUCUCCCCGGCCUCAUCGGACCAAUGACCGUCUCUCUAUACUGACCAAGCUGGUGAGGAAGGGGGAGAAGAAAGGUCUGUUUGUGGAGAAGAUGCCUCUUAGGAUAUACCAGAUGGUUAGAGAUGAAAAUCUCAAAUUCAUGAAGAAUCGGGACGUUUACAACACGGACUAUUUCACUUUCGUGCUCUCCCUGGCUUCAGUGAACGCAACAAAGCUCAAGCAUCCAAACUACCCCUCAAUGGCCAAAGUCAGUGCCCAGCUGGCCAUCCAAUUCCUCUUUCACACCUAUCUGCGGACAAAAAGGAAACUCAGGGUGGACACCGAGGAAUGGAUCGCCACCAUAGACGCCUUGGUUUCUAAGAGCUGCGAAGCCUGCCAGUGGCUGGUGGAAUAUUUUGUUGGAUCAGAAGGCAGAGAACUCAUCAGGGUCUUUCUCCUAGAGUGCAGUGUCCGAGAGGUCAGAUGUGCUGUGGCCACUGUUCUGGAGAAGACACUAGAUGGCGCUUUACUUCACAGAGACAAGGUUAAUGGAGUUCACCUACUGAUAGAGAUGCUGCUCAAUCUGCUGGACAAAGAUGUCCCCGAAAACUGCAAGAACUGCGCUCAGUACUUCUUCCUCUUCAACAACUUUGUACAGAAGCAAGGAGUACGAGCCGUCGAUCUCCUAUUGAAGUACUCCGCCUUGAGACAUUUCAUCAACUUCCUUCUCGGCCCCAAUCGGAAAAACAACCAGAAUCGGCGGUGGAGCCCGGCACAGGCUCGUGAGUUCGGAUUCUUACACAAUACGAUAGCGCUGCUGGUUCUACAUUCUGACGUUUCUACCCAUCUGACCAUAGCUCCGGUGAAGCCUCUGGUCAGCACACACGGUCCUCUGUUGCCGCUCCAUUCAGAGGUGGAAGCAUUGAUGUUUAUGCCGGAGGGGAAGCCUUACUUGCUGGAGGUGAUGUUUGCGAUGCGGGAGCUGCCCGGGUCCCUCUCCGUUCUCAUAGAGAUGGUGGCAUACUGCUGCUUCUGUAAUGAGAGAUUCUCCCUCACCGCUCUGAACUUCAUUAAGAAUCAGCUGGAAUCUGCUCCUCCUCAUGAGCUGAAGAACAUGUUCACCCUCCUACAUGAGAUCCUGGUAAUUGAAGAUCCCAUCCAGCUGCAGAGGCUGAAGUUUGCUUUCGAGUCGGACGGGUUGCUGGCAUUGAUGCAUCACAGCAAUCACAUUGACAGCAGCCGCUGCUACCAGUGCGUGAAGUUCCUCGUAACUCUGGCCCAGAAGGGCGCUGCUGCUAAGGAAUAUUUCAAAGAAAACUCUCAGCACUGGAGCUGGGCCGUGCAAUGGUUACAGAAGAAGAUGUCGGAGCACUGCUGGGCGCCACAGAGCAACGUGUCCAACGAGACGUCAACCGCCAAGACCUUCCAGCGGACGAUCUCUGCGCAGGAUACCUUAGCCUACGCCACCGCCCUGCUGAAUGAGAAGGACCAGUCUGGGAGCAGCAACGGCUCGGAGAGCAGCCCGGCCAAUGAGAACGGAGACAGGAGCAUGCAGCAGGUGCGGAGCUUUGCGAUUGGAUAAUUGGGAGCCCGGACUCCCCAAUGAUCCUUGGAGAUUCAAAAAGUGACCUUGAAGACGUAGAUCCUUGAAUCCAGGUACAAGAGACGAGGAGAUUCUCGCCACGCUGUGAAAACAAACGCACUUUGAAGACAUUUUCCUCCGGGGCCCGCGGCUCAAUGACUGGAGGGGGGGGGGGGAGGGGGUCCCUCUCAAAGUCUCCCGGACAUUCGCAACAACAAAGCUCCUUCCCCCUCCACCGCCAAGGUCAUUUCUAAAAAAAAAAAACAACAAAAAAAACGGUCGCAACAAGGAGAACUUUAAUCUUAUUGCUGCAAAAACAACGGAUACAAAGUAUUUUUUUUUUCCUCUUCAGAAUUUUAUGAAAUGAAACAAACAAAACCGGCAAGUGGCUGAAUUUAGAAUAAUUUUUUUUUUUUUCGUGAGCAUUAAAGGAGUGAAUGUACAAUCGUUGCUUUUUUUUCUGUAAUGCUGCGGAAUUUUUAUUUUUUUUUGUUACUUUUUUUUUUUUUUUUUUCGUUUUAUACAAAGUGUAACAACAUCAUCCUGGAGCUGCAUCCGGCAACUUUUUAAAACUUUCGAUAUUAGGAAUAUUAAAAUGAUGUACAAAUACGUGUAAGAGACUAAAAACUUGUACAAAAUUUAGUUUGGAAUCAAUCUUUUAAAAGACGAGAGAUAAAGAAAAAAAAAAAAAAAGACAAAAUCGACACUUUGUAUUUAAUGUCUCCUAUAAUUUAUAUAGUGCCAUAGGAAUCAACGCACGACGAUUUGAUUCAUGUUACAGAUUUACAAUGUUUUUAAUGCAUGUUUUCCAAACAGUGUGUCUCCAGC